CCGCGAAUUUUCCCUACACCUCGUUCAAGCUCCAUGUCAUCUCCCGGCUGAAAUCUAUCCGUUAUGGCAAACGCUGCUUCAUUAUCGUACCACGAGCCCGGAAUCGUCAUGAUCCUCACCGAAUCCUCCUUCAUCCUCCUCCUUAACAUCGUCAACUUCGUCCUCGACCGGAGUUUUUACUGUGGUCUACUCGGUCAGGUAUUCCUAGGCGUUGCAUGGGGAACACCUGGUGCGAAAUGGCUCGGGACCGAAGCGGAGGAGGUUAUUGUGCAGCUGGGAUAUCUCGGGUUGUUGCUCUUGGUAUAUGAAGGUGGGCUCUCAACCUCUUUCCAAGCCCUGAAAGCGAACCUCCUCCUCUCCUUCUGUGUCGCCAUCACGGGAAUCGGUCUCCCCAUGGGUAUAUCCUUCGUCCUACAAAAGCUCACCGGCGCAACUCCUCUUCAAUCCUUCGCGGCGGGUGCGGCGCUAUGUUCGACAAGCCUGGGCACGACGUUCACGGUACUCAGCUCGAGCGGUCUGACGAAAUCGAGACUUGGGGUAGUGCUUACGAGUGCGGCGAUGAUGGAUGAUGUCGUGGGCCUUGUCAUGGUACAGAUCAUUUCGAACUUGGGCGGCGCAUCCGGUGCGAGUAUCAGUGCUGUGACUGUUGUUAGGCCGUUGCUGGUCUCGCUCGCGUUUGCUUUCUGCGCUCCGUUAGUAUGUGUGUUCGUUGCGAAGCCGGUUACGGUAUGGUUGAAUGGAUAUCGCACGAGAUACCCACAGGGAUUUGUCAAUCGGGUCCUCGUGAAGAGUAGCGUUGUGUGGGUCGUUCAUACGUUGAUUCUGAUCGGAUGUAUUGCCGCGACGGCAUAUGCCGGUACGUCCAAUCUCUUCGCGGCGUACAUUGCUGGUGCUGCGAUCAGUUGGUGGGAUGCCGACGUGCCUCAUCCAGUAUUCAAAGUGGUCACCCCGGAUACGACAUCGACCUCCUCUACGGUGCGGAAAGCAAGUGACGGCAUGGAUCGCAUCGCACAACCGUCAGCACAAGUCGUAAACUCACCGGCACAGACUGCAGAACUAUCGAUUAAGGAACCGAGUAACGACGCGGCACCUCCGUCUUCGUCAAAUCGUGAAGCAUCUCCCGGACCAUCCUUUUCUGGGAGCUACAUCUACGAACACUACUACCAACAACCCCUCGAGAAACUCUUACGCCCCUUCUUCUUCGCGUCUAUCGGAUUCUCGAUACCCAUCACUGAGAUGUUCCGUGGCUCGAUUGUCUGGAAGGGCGUUGUCUACGCGGUCCUCAUGGGCAUCGCGAAGAUGGUGUGCGGGCUUUGGCUUGCUCGCGUGUCGCUACCCCGCAUGCCGACGGAAGUCAUGUUAAGGUGUGCUAAGCUGAAGAGGACGUUAUGUAUCGGCGAAUCGCGGCAGACAAUUACACCCGCCGAUACAGCCACUUCUGGUGAAUCGAGCCAAUCACCAUCUCGUUCAUCUCCAAAGGCCCGGACGACGACGCAAACUGCUCACACCGAGUCUCCGGGCAAGAAACCCCGUUCGCUCUACCCCGCCUCAAUCCUCGGCUGCGCAAUGGUCGCCCGCGGCGAAAUCGGAUUCCUCAUCUCCUCGAUCGCCGAAUCCAAAGGCAUCUUCACCUCCUCUACCUCCAACACCGGGGAGAGUUCUGAUAUCUUCCUUGUCGUGACAUGGGCGAUCGUAUUGUGUACCAUUCUGGGACCUCUGGCAGUUGGGUUACUGGCGAGACGGGUGAAGAAGUUGGGGGAGGGGGUGGAGAGGGAGGGAAGGGUUGUACGCGGCGAUGUGCUUGGGGUUUGGGGGUUGUCUUGAGAAGUUGGAAACGCCACAAAGCCAUAGGUAUAGAGGACGAACGUACAACAAACCGUGACGGCUGCUCGGCUGCUGGCACCAACGGGCAAUGUGACGAAAAGGGUAUAUUAGUUUGCUUUCAGAACCACUC
Saitoella complicata NRRL Y-17804 is the source of this 1954-nucleotide messenger RNA. RefSeq lists its product as uncharacterized. Gene Ontology annotation, molecular function: antiporter activity. Gene Ontology annotation, biological process: proton transmembrane transport. The coding region runs from base 64 to 1824 and encodes 586 amino acids. Lineage: Eukaryota; Fungi; Ascomycota; Saitoellomycetes; Saitoellales; Saitoellaceae. The transcript is spliced from 2 exons. The record is from RefSeq and is a predicted model, not a curated record. Gene Ontology annotation, cellular component: membrane.